Messenger RNA from Chondrus crispus (carragheen), 288 nucleotides. RefSeq lists its product as hypothetical. The record is from RefSeq and is a predicted model, not a curated record. Lineage: Eukaryota; Rhodophyta; Florideophyceae; Gigartinales; Gigartinaceae. The coding region runs from base 1 to 288 and encodes 95 amino acids. The transcript has a single exon.
AUGAAGACACCCAAGCGCAAGUCGGACUUCACUUCUCAGUGGUUUCGACAUGAAGUGAAGAGGUUCAACGACGCUGCAUGUACAUCCGACUGUAAAUCGGGAGGGGGAUCCUCAACGGAAUGUUCAGAAUACCCGAAGUUGCUGGCGGCUACGUGCGCGAUUUCAAACCAGUCUAUUGAGAGCAAACUCGGCAUCAAUAAUGACGAAGCUUCAUGGGUUUCAAAAGCAAAAAAGUCGUUCUUCAGAUCGUGCUCGGUCCAGGCAGACGAUACUGCUGAUGACUUGUAG